AUGGCAAGCUGUGCUUCCACCACCUCCUCCUCCUCCUCCUCCUCCUCCUCUUCCUCCCCCUCCAAUGUGUUUCAAGUGACCAAAUCCAGGAGGCCAAGGCUCACCAAGAAAGCUUCCGACUCGGAGGAGGAGAAGAAGAAUUUGGACAACGGAAAACGCAAGAGAAGCUCUUCUUUCAGAGGCGUCACCAGGCAUAGAAGGACUGGGAGGUUUGAAGCUCGCCUAUGGGACAAGAACCCCCUUCAGAACAAGAAAGGUAAGGAAGGGGCUUAUGGUGAUGAAGAAGCUGCUGCUAGGACGUAUGAUCUUGCUGCACUCAAAUAUCGGGGUCCUGAAACAGCUCUGAAUUUUCCUUUUGAUACGUACAGAAAGGACUACGAAGAGAUGCAAAGGAUGUCGAAGGAGGAUUACGUGGCUUCUCUCAGGCGCAGGAGCAAUGGGUUCUCAAGAGGCGUUUCAAAGUACCGCGGGGUGUUCAGGCACCAGCACAAAGGGAGGUGGGAGGCGAGAAUUGGAGUUUUUGGCAACAAGAAUCGCUAUCUGGGAACCUUCAGCUCACAGGAGGAUGCAGCCCGAGCUUACGACCGCGCGGCGAUCCAGUUCAGAGGCCCCAACGCAGUCACCAACUUCGACAUCAGCAACUACAUGAACUGCCAGAAGGUACCUGCCACAGCCACGAACACUCCGGAAGCUCCUCCUCCGGAGGUGAACCAAGAUUACUACGACUCUGAGGAAGCAAACGCCGCUGCAAUUUUGAUGAGUCUGCGAACUGCGAUGGCGGUCGAAAAAAUUGGGUGAGGGGAAGAGUGGCGACUUCAAACACCCACUUCCUGAUACUUGUGCUUUUUGUGUUUGGUACUGCAAGUACACUUGUCACCUUGUUGCUUUGUCUUUUGGAUUCGAAACCUUCAUAAAGCCUAAUUUGGUUGGGCAAGCAAAUGCUCUUAUUGAGCCUCUUUCAUUCAAACAGAAUCUCUAUUCUAGUAUCAGUCCUAAAAUUCAUUGGAAUACUCGAAGAUCGCCGGAGGAAGUUCCGGCAACGGAGCCUCAAAGUUGAGCACACUGAUAGCUUGUUCCAUGGACGGCAGUGCUUCUGGAUCAGGGAUGAGCGUACCAUAACCCCACGACCAUCGAGCAUUCCAUUUCUCUCCGAUCACCCCACAACCAUCAAGCAUUCCAUUUGUCUCCGAGCAAAUUCUCCCUGUAGCCUCGCACCCACUGCCUCAAGAAUCAUCUUCCUCUUGAAAAGCUAAAGCUUGUAUCAUUUCUAGAAUUCAUUUGAGCAUCCAAACACAGCCUCGACCACCGGUCACCCUGUAGCCUCACAUCUGCCGCCUCGACAAUCAUCUUCCUCCCGUAAGACUAAGCCUAGUACCAUUUAUAGAAUUUACUUGAGCAUCCGAUGUGAAACUAUAAGUAGGCAUCGAUAAUGUGGGACUAUAAGUAGGCACUGGCACCGACAAGAAGAAAGCGAGGCCGUCGCCGGUAAAAUUAGUCUGCGCCUGAGGCCUGAU
Zingiber officinale is the source of this 1514-nucleotide messenger RNA. Its product is annotated as ethylene-responsive transcription factor WRI1-like. The transcript has 6 exons. The record is from RefSeq and is a predicted model, not a curated record. Gene Ontology annotation, molecular function: DNA binding; DNA-binding transcription factor activity. NCBI's taxonomy places the organism in Eukaryota, Viridiplantae, Streptophyta, Magnoliopsida, Zingiberales, Zingiberaceae. Bases 1 to 798 code for a protein of 265 amino acids. Gene Ontology annotation, biological process: regulation of DNA-templated transcription.